AUGGCUGCACUUUUUCCAUGGGUACCGGCGUCAAAUCUGGGCUACUCUUUAUCGCGUAAGGCGGUUAACAAAUGGUGUCCGCAACUCCGUAAUUCGUACCCACUUCCUAUGCUGGACGGGCCGCUGCCCACCGAGAAGCCUGAGGGUCUCGAACUGCAUGGAGAAGCCCAGAAACCGGACCCAUUUCGCUACAUGGAAGACUUGUUCGACCGGAACACCCAAGAGUACGCUAAAAAGGAGAUGCAGCACUUCUCUCUGAUUAGCAGCAAGUUUGACUUUCGACAUUCGAAGGGUCGUCUAUGGGCAGAGCUGGAUGCCAAGGUGGUUGUGAGCAGCCGUGAGGGCGGGUAUGACAAGGGCGAGGAGCGCAUCGGCGACUAUGUGUACUUUACCCGUGUCGUUCCUGGGCACGACUCGAAUGCGACAGGCUUCUACCGGAAGCGUUUUGGUGAAGUGGAUCUCUUGGCAGAGGAACUCAUCAACCCUCUCCUCCUCCAGCAGCACUUCGGCUACAAGGACUGCUCCAUUGGUGUUUGCCGUGUCUCUGACGACGGCCGCUACCUCGCAUACACCCUUUCGGUGGAAGGUGGUGACAGGUAUUUGUGUCACAUUCGUAGUAUCGACAACGCCAGUCUGUUCCACGUGAUUCGCGGGACGAACAUCGUCAGCAUCGAGUUUGGCUCCGGCAGCCAGUUUUUCUACACCGAAUCGAACGAGCUCAAUCGGCCUCACCGUGUCAUGAUGCAGGAAAUACGACCCGGCAUAUUGGAGCCACCGGUGGAGAUUUACCGUGAUGAAGACGAACAGUUUUUUGUGGAUGUUCGAAAGACAAAGGAUAACAGGUUCGUCACGAUAACCUCGGACUCGAAGGUGAACGGUAACGCGCUAGUCGUGCCUGCAUCCUUCCCUAUUAUUCCAACCCCUCUGAAGUCCUUCUUCAAGGAGGGCAAGCCGGUCGAGAUAGCAGGGAAGUCGGGAUGGAACUGGCUAGAGCACUACAACGGCAACUUUCUCAUGGUGACAUCCGACAAGGGACCGAACUACCGUGUGGUGUACAUUCGCGACGAGGUGGCCUUGGCUUAUGGGAAGGAGGCGGAGUGGAAAGAGCUUGUGCCGCACCGCAACGAUGUGCAAAUCUCUGACGUGGAUCUCUUCCAGGGUCGCAUCAUUCUUUACGAGUCACACUUCGCCUUCGAGCGCAUUCAGCAUAUUCGCGUUAUCAGGUGUGACGGUGGUCUCGACGCUGCUGCGCAGACGCCGCGGAUCGAGGACGUUGUGCUGCACUUUCCCCAGCUGACCACAGUGACCCCUGGCCUGAACAAGAACUUUGGGCAAGAGGCGAUGAGCUUUGUCUACAGCAGCCUGAUUCAGCCGCCGCGUGACUGCGUCUUCAACUUCAGCUCGGACAUCACGUCCACUCAGGCGAGGCUGUGCACGUCUGAGGCCCUCUUCACACAACGCCAGUCAGAGCACUUCACGCCGUGGGAUUACAUGUGGCCCUACAGCAUCUACCGCGAUGUCUGCGUUUCGGAGGACGGAACAGAGAUUCCAAUCACGAUAUGCCAGCGCCGCGACGCGUUCAUUCAGGAAGCGACUGACUUUGAGGCACAGCCCAACACACCAAAGCACUGCCUCAUCUACGUCUACGGCUCCUACGGUGAAGUUCCCUCGAUGCACUUCCAACUGGCCCCGUACAUCUGGAUGCUGCGGCGGCGUUGGACCGUUGCCUUCGCACACGUCCGCGGCGGCGGCGAGCUGCCCAACUGGGCCCAGCUUGGGAAGGGAGAGAACAAAAUCAAGUGCAUCAAGGACUUCAUCGCGUGCUGCGAGCACAUGGUGGAUAUGGGCUACACAAAACCGGAGUUGAUGGUGGCUGCGGGGGCCAGCGCUGGCUGUGUACCGAUCGCGGCAGCCAUGAACAUGCGUGGGUGUGGACUGUUCGGCAAUGCACUGAUGCGGUCGCCGUUCCUGGACAUAAUUAACACCAUGAUCGACCCCGACCUUCCGCUGUCGCUCGCCGAGCGCGAGGACUGGGGUGACCCGCUCAACAACAAGAGAGACUUGGACUUGCUCAAGCAGUACGAUCCGUACUACAAUGUGAACGACCGUGUGACGUACCCUGGCAUGAUGAUAUCGGUCUGCCUCGAUGACGACCGUGUUCCGGCGUGGAAUGCACUUAAGUACGUGGCAAAGCUGCGGCAGCAGCGCACCCGCAGGGACGUGGAUCCGGUUGCUCGUCCGCUGGUUCUGCGCAUGCGGCCCAGCGGUGGGCACUACUUGUGGGGCGACACGGAGAACAUCUGUGAGGAGCUUGCUUUUCUGUGUUCGCAGCUAGACCUCGAGGGCCCUGGCAAGGUGCUCAACGACAUGGACAUCAUGACCCACAUGCACAACCUUACUACCACCGGCGCCAUGGAUCACGACGACCAGCAAAAAGUGUUCCUGAAGUGGGAUAACUGGGAGAGGGAGCGGAUCGACUACCACGUAAAGCUGAACUCCUUCAAUUGGGAGCCGAACUUCCGCAAGGUAAAGGCGCAGAAGGAGCCGUUCUUCUGGGUGCCGACGGACUCGGACCUUGAUCAGAAGAAGGUGGAUGAGAUGUUUCGCGCGAAGGAGCGCGACGCCCGCGAGAGCGCUCGCUCCGGGGCGAAGGUGGGGAGCCUUGGCAAGGCAACCGGUCGCAACCUCUAUCAAGGGGAGCAGCGCGGGAAGCCGUAG
Leishmania braziliensis MHOM/BR/75/M2904 is the source of this 2718-nucleotide messenger RNA. RefSeq names its product oligopeptidase B-like protein. Gene Ontology annotation, molecular function: serine-type endopeptidase activity. NCBI's taxonomy places the organism in Eukaryota, Euglenozoa, Kinetoplastea, Trypanosomatida, Trypanosomatidae. The record is from RefSeq and is a predicted model, not a curated record. Gene Ontology annotation, biological process: proteolysis. The coding region runs from base 1 to 2718 and encodes 905 amino acids. The transcript has a single exon.